AUGCCCAAAACCUUAGAGAGCGACACCAAUGAGCUCUCCAUCCUAAAACAAUCAAUCGAUCCAAGCACCAUCCGUCCAUCCUCAUUCCUCUCCACAUGGAACUUCAAACACGACCCCUGUGAGAACAUGGAAGGCUUCUUCCAAGGCAUCCUGUGUCGAAUUUCCGACGAUAAUUCACGGAGUCGCGUCACCGCUUUGAAUCUCGACCCCGCCGGAUACGAUGGUUUGCUGCCGCCGUCCAUCGGAAACCUGACCGACCUCGUCGUGUUGAGCUUAAGCAACAACAACUUACGGGGGCCGAUCCCGGACAGCAUCGUGCAGCUUAGGAAACUCAACGUGCUCGCGCUCUCGGCAAACUUCUUCACCGGCGAGCUUCCCGGAGGGAUCCUAAAUCUGCACAAUCUUGAAUCGCUUGAUGUCUCGAACAACGUCCUUGUGGGCACCAUCCCGGCGGGCCUGGCCGGGCUCAGGCGCCUAUCCCGCUUGGGCCUGUCGAAGAACAAGUUUCACGGCGAAAUUCCAAACCUAUCAGGCCUAUGGCAGUUGUCGUCCUUAGACCUCAGCCAAAACCAGUUUCGCGGCAGCGUGCCGCAGCUACCGGCGAAUCUGCGACAACUGUCGCUUCACCAUAACCUGCUGUCCGGCCACUUGCCAAAAACGCUGAGCUUGCCUCGUCUGGAGAUCUUAGACCUCAGCCGGAACCAUUUUGGUGGUCAAGUGGCUAAUUGGUUGCUCGAGCUGCCGAGCAUCCGGCGCAUAGAUGUCUCCGGCAACGCGCUCGCCGGGCUACAGGUGUACAAUUUCACAGGCAGAGCAACCACAUUGGAGUCGAUCAAUACUAGUUGGAACCACAUCGGAAGCCAUCUGCCGGCGAUGCUGGUAACGAUCGGUGGGCUGAGGGAAAUCGACCUGAGCCACAACAGGCUAAGGGGGAGGAUCCCGGAACGGUAUGGAGCCAUGGUGGGAAGGUCUUGGAGAAGGUUGUUUUUGAAUGACAAUUACUUGGUUGGUGAUGUGCCCAAGUCACUUGUUCGAAAAGAAGCAUUGAGGAUGAAGGGAAGCCUGGCCAGCAACUGUUUGAGGUGCCCCUCAGGGCUGUCCCUGUGUCGAGGGGGUCAAAGGACUCGGUAUCAGUGCAGUAGAUACAACAGUAAGGAUUGA
Messenger RNA from Nymphaea colorata (pocket water lily), 1161 nucleotides. Its product is annotated as receptor-like protein 36. The record is from RefSeq and is a predicted model, not a curated record. The transcript has a single exon. Gene Ontology annotation, molecular function: protein binding. Bases 1 to 1161 code for a protein of 386 amino acids. Lineage: Eukaryota; Viridiplantae; Streptophyta; Magnoliopsida; Nymphaeales; Nymphaeaceae.